This is a messenger RNA of Cuscuta europaea, 781 nucleotides long. NCBI's taxonomy places the organism in Eukaryota, Viridiplantae, Streptophyta, Magnoliopsida, Solanales, Convolvulaceae. The record is from the annotation of a GenBank genome assembly.
GCACUAUUACCCAGCCACCAACAUACAAUCCAUUCGGUCAUGCCUCUCCCCGGAAGAGCCAAUUGCUGAAGAUUCAGGCCUUUGGGCAAGAGAAAUUGUACUCUUCGGUGCCGAUUCGAGAUCCUUUGUGUCUACUGCCGGUCUUCCGCUGGAUGUCGUCGGAGUGCUCUGCCGCAGGUCGUUGCUCUGCCACAUGUCAUCGCCGGAGUGCUCUGCAACAGGUCGUCGCUCGGUGGUCGCAAGUCACUUCUGCUUUUACUGUUGGUUGCAUCAAGCUGUCGUCGGACUGGUGUCGUCAGAGUGGUCGUCGGCGUGAAUCAUAACCCAAGUGGUCUGCGGCGAGAAGCCUCCGGCGCGAAUCAUCGCCCUCUUCUUGUUCUUCUUCCUUCCGAGCCUCCUCUUCUCCCUCUUUUUCUUCUUCUCCCCCGCUUCAUCCUUGUGCUCGAUGAAUGUUCGUAGUUUCUGUACUCGGAUGAAUGCUCGUAGUUUCUGUUCUUGUUUUUACUUUUUUAUUUUGUUUUACUUUUCAAUUUAUUACUUACCUUGUUACUUUUUCUUUUCUACUAGUAGUUUUUUAUACUUUAGCUUAUUUUGCAAAUUUAGCUAAUGAAUUUAAUUUUCUUUAAAAGGUUUAGUAUUUAUUUUGACAAAUCUUUUUCUUUGAUAAUGAAAUGAUAAACAUUUAUGUUUAUAUUGUAAUGCCAAUAUUAAUUACAGUCUUUAUUUUCCUAGAUUGUUUGCACUGUGUUGAAAAAUGAAACUAAGUUACAUCGUUAAAGUU